Molecule: messenger RNA, 570 nt
Organism: Glossina fuscipes
Lineage: Eukaryota; Metazoa; Arthropoda; Insecta; Diptera; Glossinidae
Product: cell wall protein DAN4-like
Exons: 2
Coding region: 1-570 (189 amino acids)
Source: RefSeq, a predicted model, not a curated record
AUGAGGAGACGCUGGGCCCAAUUCAUCAACCAAAACAACGAACACGAGGUCGUCACCCGACUGCUCAAACUGCAGACGGAGCUGGAGGCCCUCACUAAGCAGCGAUCGCUCUCUCCGGCAUCUCAUACGAGAAAUGUAGCCGACGAGCUACCACCGACUGAGAAGGGAUGCUUGCACCCGCCAAUGAGCGCCGAAACCCUGCAUGUACCAGUGACGGUAAUGGGGCCGGACAGCAAAAUGGCAUUGGCAUCUUACUCCCAUACCUCGGGACCAGCCAUCUAUACCAGCGAAAGCUUUCAGUCCGCCACACCGACAGCGGCCGACACGAGACCUGGCAUCGAAGUAGUCAGCAGAGUAACAAUCGCAUCAACGGCGGCACAAGCACCUCAACGACAGCUGUUACAUACACAACAUCAACAACAGACGCCAACCGAUCAGCGCGUCGAUUGUAACAAUGGCGUCACAGCAGGAGCAGCAACAUUUACACCAACAACACCAACCACGACAACUAUCAUAACCACAACAUCAUUAGCGUUAACCUCAACCACUACCACAACACUACGUCCAUAA